Messenger RNA from Paramuricea clavata, 3954 nucleotides. The record is from the annotation of a GenBank genome assembly. NCBI's taxonomy places the organism in Eukaryota, Metazoa, Cnidaria, Anthozoa, Malacalcyonacea, Plexauridae.
AUGGUGCCCCAUUUCAUUGGUCGACAAGAAAAAGUUGAAGAUAUCUUGCGUGCGUUGACGUCCACAUCUGCGCGGCUAGUUUCUGUAUCUGGACUCCCUGGUUUUGGCAAAACCUCAUUGGCAAUCGCAGUAGGACACCAACUUAGACAGCUAGGACUACCAGUUUAUUUCCUUUCCUUGAGAAGCGUCAAGACAGCGGAAGAGCUGAUCUCUGACCUGUUAAACACCUUUGCACAUGCGUCUUCUGAUGUAACGGGGCGAGAACGUUCAAAACUAUGCGGACUCCUCAGUGCAAUUCCUUCCAAUAUUUAUAUCAUCCUCGAUAACGCCGAUGACCUUUUUGCGAGUAGCGGUGGAACGCGCCAAGAUGUUUUAGACCUUCUAGAAAAGAUCUUUACUCAUUGCAAGAAUGUGUCCUUUCUACUGACCACAAGGAUAAGUCUUCAAUCGGUGUUGGGAAGAAAAUUUGCUGCUCACACGUCUGUUGGAGUUACAUCGCUAGACAGGAAAUCGUCACAAAUGCUUGUUCAAGAACUUGUCCCUACUGCUGAUGAAAGUGAAUGCUGCAGAGUGGCUGAGGUUUGUGGAGACGUUCCGCUGGCCAUCAAGCUUUUGUGCAGUCAAAUCGUUGACGAGAAGAAGAGUAUAUCUCAAUUCCUCGACCACUUUAGCCGUUCUUCAAAAAAGCUAGCCGACUUGUUAGACGAUCCAGAUGCGCCUGAUGAUCAACGUUUAAAUGUUUUGCUCGAGUCUUAUUUCAAAAGACUAUCUCAAGAAGAGCAAGAAUCAUUUGUUUGUCUUUCAGUUUUGGUCAGUGAAGUAUUCGACGAGCAAGCUGCAGUAAACGUGAUUGGAGGAGAUGAAGAAACAGCAAAGAAAACUUUGUUGAGGCUCAAGAGAAAAUCGUUGGUUGAGGCAAAUUCCUCCGAAGCAGGAUUGUUUUCUUUUCACCCUUUGAUCAAGUCAUUUGGUUCCGAAAAAGGGGCUGAUGACAUGAAAGAAAUUGCUCGAGAAGCACAAAAGCGAUUCCUGAGUUAUUACGUCAAGUUGUUUGAAGAUUUAAACAACCAGUUUCUCGCUGGAAAUUCUCUGCUCGCAUUUCACGAUUUCGAAUUUAACAAGGAAAAUAUGAUGCAUAGCCUCUCCGAAGGUCUUCAAAAUGAGGGAGUCUGCCACGCAAUUUUCGAUGUCCUUUCCAAUGCGGAUCUGUUUCUGGACACCAUUUUCUACUUUCAACAUGCCCAGAUUUUUCAAAAGAUUUAUAAAUUAGCAAUAGCGAAGGCAAAAGAGCAGCGUAAAUUUAAAGCUGUCCACCAACUGCUAAUUGCUAAAGCUUUUGGUGAAAUAACCUGGUGUGAUGGAGCUGCAUUGCCAUUACUAAAAGAGGCUGAAGAAAUAGAGAAGCAAAAUCCUCUCCUUCCUUCAGAAGUUGCCAUGGGAAAACGAAUGUGUUACCAAGGUAUUCAGUUGCUAAUGCAUAAAGCGAUAGCGAAAGGAGGCAAAAUGAUUGAAAAAGGGGUAUCUCUCUUAAGUUCUGAAAAUACUGUACUCAAGGUCUUAUGCUCGCAGAUACUACCUUUGAUUACUCCUCACGCACAAAAGUAUUCCUACUACAGGAACAUUGUUUUAACUGAAUGCGCUAACAGACCAUCCUUGUAUGCUUUCUUCAAAGCUAUACAAGAAGAUGAUUGCGCUGACGAGAAUGAGGAUGAAAACCCAAAACCUUUACGUCAACCACUCAUUUUGCCGCUUGCUCUUCUCUUCAACGACGUUGUGAAAUGCUAUGACAUGAAGGAGGUAAUGUUUAAACUUGGUUUGCCAAUCUCCCAGUUGCAGAAAGAAAUCAAAGCGGAAGCACAAAACGACCGUCUAUACUUGCCACUACUCUUCGUCGUUGAAACCACCCUGGCAAAUGUAAAAAUAGAGCAAGAGAGUCCAGCAGCGAUGCAGUUCGCUCUUGAUAAUUUUAUAGGAGAAUAUGGUCGGCUAAACCCGGAUACAGCCGCAAGGUACUUUAACAUUGGAACAAUUCUACUGAGUCAGAAGGAUUAUGACACCGCUUUAACAUGUCAUUAUGAAGCACUAGACAUCAGACUAAAGCUUUAUGGGCUUAACCAUGCAGAUACUGCCGACAGCUAUUUCCUGAUUGGAAGAGCCCAAUUUGAGAAAAAAGAUUACAAGUCAGCACUGCAAUCGUUCGAGCAAGCACUUGACAUCAGACAAAAUAUUCACGGAAAAAUCUACCCAGCCGUUUCCCUCGCUUGUCAUGAGAUUGGAGUGACAAAGUAUCGCUUGAAAGAGUACGAUUCAGCUCUGCAUUGGUACCAGCAAGCCCUGGAUAUUAGCGUCGCGCUCUAUGGAAAGGAACACGCAUCCUCCGCUGGCAUAUACUCCCGGAUUGCAAAUUGUCAGGUCAAAAUGCAAGAUUAUGAUUCUGCUUUGGAGUCACAUCAACAGGCACUUGAUAUCAGACUAAAGCUUUAUGGGCACAACCAUGCAGAUAGCGCCAACAGCUAUUACCUGAUUGGAAAUACCCAACUUGAGAAAAGAGAUUACAAGUCAGCACUGCAAUCGUACGAGAAAGCACUUGAUAUGAGACAAAAUAUUCAUGGGAAAGUCCAUCCAGACAUUUCCUUGUCUUGUAAUCAGAUUGGAGUGACAAAGUAUCGCUUGAAAGAGUACGAUUCUGCUCUGCAUUGGCAUCAGCAAGCUCUGGAUAUUAGGGUAGCGCUCUAUGGAAAGGAACACACAUCCUCCGCUAACAGCUACUCCUGGUAUGCAGAAUGUCAAUACGAAAUGCAAGAUUAUGAUUCUGCUUUGGAGUCAUGUCAACAGGCACUUGACAUCAGACGAAAACUUUAUGGACACAACCAUGCAGAUACUGCCAACAGCUAUUACCAGAUUGGAAGAACCCAACUUGAGAAAAAAGAUUACAAGUCAGCACUGCAAUCGUUCGAGCAAGCACUUGAUAUCAGUCAAAAUCUUCAUGGGAAAAUCCACCCAGACGUUUCUUCCAUUUGUAAACAGAUUGGAGUGACAAAGUAUCGCUUGAAAGAGUACGAUUCAGCUCUGCAUUGGCACCAGCAAGCCCUGGAUAUUAGAGUAGCGCUCUAUGGAAAGAAACACCCAGCCGCCGCUGACAGCUACUUCAGCAUUGCAGAAUGUCAGUGCGAAAUGCAAAAUUAUGAUUCUGCUUUAGAGGCAUGUCAACAGGCACUUGAUAUCAGACUAAAGCUUUAUGGGCACAACCAUGCAGAUACCGCCAACAGCUAUUACCAGAUUGGAAGAGCCCAACUUAAGAAAAAAGAUUACAAGUCAGCACUACAAUCGUACAAGAAAGCACUUGAUAUCAGUCAAAAUCUUAAUGGGAAAAUCCACCCAAACGUUUCCUCCACUUGUAAUGAGAUUGGAGCGAUAAUGUAUUACUUGAAAGAGUACGAUUCAGCUCUGCAUUGGCACCAGCAAGCCCUGGAUAUUAGGGUGGCGUUCUAUGGAAAGGAACACCCAGCCGCCGCUGACAGCUACUUCAGCAUUGCAGAAUGUCAGUGCGAAAUGCAAGAUUAUGAUUCUGCUCUGGAGUCAUGUCAACAGGCACUUGAUAUCAGGUUAAAACUUUUUGGACAGAAGAGCGAAGCUACAAGCGACAGUUAUGACCAACUGGAAUUUAUACGAAGUCUAAAGAAAGUUUGCCAAUCAUCACUCGAGCUACAGAGCAAAAAUUCUUGAAACAAGAACAAAAUAACAAGUUGUAGUAGCGAUGUAUCUAUAGUAACACUGAUGGUUCGAGUAAAUACUAGUUAUAAAAGAGCACGAUUAAGUGUCUUAUAAUAACCAAUUGACAUCAGAAUUUCUGUUUGAUGAUGUAAUUUGCCCACUUUUUUAGCCAGUGCAAAUCAGUCAUAUUUUACCCUGUCUUCCAACAGGUGCUUUGUAAUAAUACUAGAAAAUUAAAUA